AUGAACACAACAGAUUUGAAAUAUUUAGCUGUAACUGCGGCAUCGAUAACAGACAAAGUUAACGAAAAAGGUCGGCCACAUAAUAAGCGUUAUCCUUUUCAACAGCAGCAUCCACAAACAACAACACAUAUUUUGAUGAAAUACAGUGAACGUCAUGUACCUAUUCUUUAUGGUCCACAAAUUCCUCGACGAGAUCGUGAUGAUACUCGAGAACGAUACAGUCGAGCUAUUCUCACACUUUUCGUGCCUUGGCGCACCGUUACUGAUCUUUGUGGCGUCAAUCAAACAUGGGAAGAUGCUUUUAAAUCUCGAAAAAAUCGUAUUUCUAUUCAUUCAUGGAAGAUCAUAGAAAAUAUUCAACUUUUACAUGAAUGUAAAAAGGAUCGCGAUGAGUAUUUACUUCAAGUUAUUGCUGAAGCUCAAACUGAUAAUGAUGCAAUCGAUCCUGUUCUUUUGCCUGCAAAUCAACAUAUUGAUGGUGAAUAUGAUAUGAAUGAUAGUGAAGACUUAUUAGAAUUGAUAGGCAAUAUAGACGAAUACACAACUGCAAUGAUUAAUACCACCAAAAGAUCAACAGAAGAUAAAUAUAUUGAAGAAGCUAUUGAAGCAGUCGAAAAUGUUGGACGUUUUAGUCAUAUAAAUAGUAAUUCAUCGCCAAUCUUCUUUAAUGAAUCUAUCGAUUCUGCGAAUCAACAACUUGUACCGUUCGUUUCUGCAACAACAAAUCUUGUUCGACUAAAUACAAAAUGGCAAGAACAGCUGAAAGCUGAAAAAGAACGAGUUAGACGAAGUUUAAUUACAGGCAACUAUGAUGAAGAAGAUAAUACAACAAAUUUGCAAGCUGCAAAAGAUGCCACUGUCACAGCGUUGAAUCCAAAUAGUUAUAAUAAAAACAACUUUGACAGCUAUGGUUCGAUUCUCCCAGUUGUCUCUAUUGCAACCAACUUUCCCAAUCAAACAAGUAUUGCUGAUGAAUUUACAUUAAAUAGAGAACAAAGAGCUGCUUUCAUGAUAAUAACAAGUCAUCUUGAUGGUGAUAGUCGAUGUCGUACAGAUAUUUUUACAACUUAUUGUAAGCCAAAUUGA
Messenger RNA from Rotaria sp. Silwood2, 1086 nucleotides. The record is from the annotation of a GenBank genome assembly. NCBI's taxonomy places the organism in Eukaryota, Metazoa, Rotifera, Eurotatoria, Philodinida, Philodinidae.